GACUUCCUGAAACAAACAAGCAUAUCAUUUCCAUCUAUUUUCUUUCCCUCCAUACAAGCAAACACCAAAACUUCAUUUUCCCGAGAAAAUUAUUUUCAUUCUCUUUCCAUGGAUUCACCGGCUCAACGUCGUCUCAAAUCUAUCCAGAGUCACAUCCUCUCUUCCACCACCGCUGAUCAAUCCGACCUUCAAGCUAACCUCACCUCCUCACAGUUCGUUCACCGUCAACAGUACAGUGUUUGUUUACCGGAGAAAUUGCAAACAGGGAAGUGGAAUGUGUAUAGAUCUGCACGGUCGCCAAUGAAGAUUGUAACUAGGUUUCAUGAUCACCCUGAGAUCGAGACAUUACAUGAUAACUUUGUACAUGCUGUUAAAACUUUUGGAGAUUACAAGUACUUGGGCACACGAGUUCAGGCAGAUGGAAUGAUUGGAGAGUAUACAUGGAUGACAUAUGGAGAAGCUGGUGUUGCUAGGGAAGCUAUAGGUUCUGCCCUUCGUUUUCAUGGGUUACAAAAGGGAGCUUGCAUUGGACUCUAUUUUAUAAAUAGACCAGAGUGGUUGCUUGUGGAUCAUGCUUGUACAGCAUAUUCUUACAUUUCAGUUCCCUUAUAUGACACACUUGGUCCUGAUGCAGUUAAGUAUGUUGUGAAUCAUGCUGAUGUGCAAGCUAUCUUCUGUGUCCCAGAGACAUUGAACACCCUGCUUAGCUUCAUAUCUGAGAUUCCAUCUGUACGACUUAUAGUGGUAGUGGGAGGUGUAGAUGAACACUUACCAUCACUUCCUCUGGCAUCUGGAGUGAAGCUCAAAUCAUAUACAAAACUGUUUAGUGAGGGCCGCAGUAGCCUGCAACCUUUUACCCCUCCUAAACCUGAGGAUGUUGCUACCAUAUGCUAUACUAGUGGUACUACUGGCAAACCAAAGGGAGUUGUCUUGACACAUAACAACUUAAUUUCAAGUGUUGCCGGUUUCUGCAUGGCAAUCAAAUUCAACCCUGCAGACAUUUAUAUAUCCUAUCUUCCUUUGGCACACAUAUAUGAACGGAGUAACCAGAUUGUGUCAGUUUACUAUGGUGUUGCUGUUGGAUUCUACCAGGGAGACAAUUUGAAAUUGCUGGAUGAUUUGUCUGCUUUAAGACCAACAAUAUUUUGUAGUGUUCCUCGGCUGUAUAACCGUAUAUAUGAUGGAAUCGUAAAUGCGGUGAAAAGUUCUGGGGUUUUAAAGGAGAGGCUAUUUAGAGCUGCCUACAACUCUAAGAAGCAAGCAUUGAUGAGUGGCCGGAAUCCAUCACCAAUGUGGGACCGAUUGGUAUUUAACAAAAUAAAGGAAAAGCUUGGUGGACGAGUGCGGUUUAUGGGAUCAGGUGCUUCACCUUUAUCUCCAGAUGUAAUGGACUUUCUGAGGGUGUGUUUUGGCUGUCAAGUACUUGAGGGAUAUGGGAUGACAGAGACUUCUUGUGUCAUUAGCAGUGUGGACCAGGGUGACAACUUAUCUGGCCAUGUUGGGUCUCCUAAUCCUGCCUGCGAAAUAAAACUGGUGGAUGUCCCUGAAAUGAAUUACACCUCUGAGGAUCAGCCUCAUCCUCGUGGAGAAAUCUGUGUCAGGGGUCCCACUAUCUUCCAAGGCUACUACAAAGCUGAAGUCCAAAUGAGAGAAGUAAUAGAUGAUGAUGGGUGGUUGCAUACAGGAGACAUUGGGUUGUGGUUACCCGGAGGCCGCCUCAAGAUUAUUGACAGGAAGAAGAAUAUUUUCAAGUUGGCACAGGGUGAGUACAUAGCACCGGAGAAGGUUGAGAAUGUGUAUACAAAAUGCAGAUUUGUUUCCCAGUGUUUUAUAUAUGGUGAUAGCUUCAACUCCUCAUUAGUGGCUGUAGUUGCAGUGGAGCCAGAUAUGUUGAGAGAUUGGGCUGUGUCUAAAGGGAUCAAGUAUGAUGAUUUAGGACAAUUAUGCAAUGAUCCAAGAGCAAGGGCUGCAGUUCUUGCUGACAUGGAUCUGGUUGGAAGGGAAGCACAGUUGAGAGGUUUUGAAUUUGCAAAAGCCGUAACUUUGGUGCCUGAACCCUUCACCAUGGAGAAUGGACUUCUCACGCCAACAUUUAAGGUCAAGAGGCCUCAAGCGAAGGAAUACUUUGCCAAAGCAAUAUCAAACAUGUAUGCUGAACUCUCUGCAUCGGAUCCGAAACCGCCGAAGCUGUAGCGAGCUUACCAUAUUUGCACCACAAAAGAUCCAUCCAUUUGAUUCGUUGAUCUUGACACUUGCAAUUUACACAGAAACCACAAGUGGCUGAAUGUUCUCCAACUGCUGGCCGAAUAUGCUGGUCCCGCAAGGAUGAGACCAGCUGUUGUAGUCAUCUAUUUUGUGUUCCUCAGAUUUUUAUCUAUUAACUGAAAAUCGGGAACAUGCAAAAACAUAGAAAUCUUUUAUUACUAAUGAUUUCUUCAAAAACAUCAACUGAAAUGGAGGAUGUUAGCUGGCCCUCUUGGUCUACAGGGCAGAUGAUUCUUGUUAUACGUGCCCGCACUUUGAACCUUGGGUUUA
Molecule: messenger RNA, 2535 nt
Organism: Populus euphratica (Euphrates poplar)
Lineage: Eukaryota; Viridiplantae; Streptophyta; Magnoliopsida; Malpighiales; Salicaceae
Gene: LACS7
Product: long-chain acyl-CoA synthetase 7
Exons: 23
Coding region: 109-2193 (694 amino acids)
Biological process (GO): fatty acid metabolic process
Cellular component (GO): endoplasmic reticulum; membrane
Molecular function (GO): long-chain fatty acid-CoA ligase activity
Source: RefSeq, a predicted model, not a curated record